AUGCUUGGUCGCCGCCUUCCGGUCCUCGCCGCCGUCGCCGCCUGCCGGGGCUCGCCGCCGCCGCCUGGUCGCCGCCUGCCGGGGCUCGCCGCUGCCGCCGCCUGGUCGCCGCCUGCCGGUGCUCGCCGCCGCCGCCACCGCCUGCCGGUCGCCGCCGUCGCCGUCUGCGCCGCCGUUUGGUCGCCGCCUUCCGGUCCCCGCCGCCGCCGCCGCCGCCGCCUGGUCGCCGCCUGCCGGGGCUCGCCGCCGCCGCCUGGUCGCCGCCUGCCGGGGCUCGCCGCCGCCGCCUGGUCGCCGCCUGCCGGUGCUCGCCGCCGCCGCCUGGUCGCCGCCUGCCGGUGCUCGCCGCCGCCGCCACCGCCUGCCAGUCGCCGCCGUCGCCGUCUGCGCCGCCGUUUGGUCGCCGCCUUCCGGUCCCCGCCGCCGCCGCCGCCGCCGCCUGGUCGCCGCCUGCCGGGGCUCGCCGCCGCCGCCUGGUCGCCGCCUGCCGGUGCUCGCCGCCGCCGCCACCGCCUGCCGGUCGCCGCCGUCGCCGUAUCUCUCUGCCUGCCGGACUUUGCUAUGUUUAGGCGCAGCGCACCAUUGUUGCUGACCUUCUCUCUAACCCUGCUGCUGCGCCGAGAAAAGCCGCAACAAUGGUCGGCGUGCUGGCUGUCGGUGGCGCUCUGGACGUCGUCGCACUGUCCGUGCAGUGUUGCCAAAUAA
This is a messenger RNA of Schistocerca piceifrons (Central American locust), 705 nucleotides long. RefSeq names its product atherin-like. The record is from RefSeq and is a predicted model, not a curated record. Bases 1 to 705 code for a protein of 234 amino acids. NCBI's taxonomy places the organism in Eukaryota, Metazoa, Arthropoda, Insecta, Orthoptera, Acrididae. The transcript has 2 exons.